Molecule: messenger RNA, 1007 nt
Organism: Coniophora puteana RWD-64-598 SS2
Lineage: Eukaryota; Fungi; Basidiomycota; Agaricomycetes; Boletales; Coniophoraceae
Exons: 12
Coding region: 1-876 (291 amino acids)
Source: RefSeq, a predicted model, not a curated record
AUGAGCGGAUAUGAAGCAUCUCUUGGGACGGUUCUCAUUGGUGCACUGGUCAACACGUUUCUCUACGGAAUAGUCACGAAUCAGUAUGCAGUAUAUUAUCAACGCUUCAAUAGUCAACAGUGGUUAAGGAACUACCCCCAGAUUAUUGUUGUUGUUCGCCUAUCUCUUGGAUACAGCAUGCAGUGCUCUGUUCUUCACGUCGUGGUUCGACUCGAGGCUGGGUUAACAUGCAUACGUCUCCCAUUACAACCAUACGAGGUCUUCCCCGCCACCACAGCCUGUUCAGCAUUUGUAACCCAAAUAUUCCUUACUUGGAGAAUAUGGAGACUCACCCAGCAUAAACUCAUCGUCACCAUCUCCGCGUUUCUGGCGCUCGCUAGCCUCGGAUUUGGCAUAGCUUGCGGUAUCAAGUCGACGGUUUCCCAAAUCGCUGGCGGUCAGAGUUUGUAUAAGGCUGUUAUAACGAGAAUGGCUUGGAUGAUAUCACAAGUCGUCGCAGACCUGUUCAUCACGACACGAACUGGCAUCAAGAGAACAGACAACAUUAUCUAUCGUCUCAUCCGUGGCGCCGUCCAAACCGGUGUCAUCGCGGUGCUAUUCGCUCUUGCUAGUUUGGUAUCCUACCUUGCGUGGCCAGAAACCAACACUUUAUACAACUCGCUUUUAUCUCGCGAGGAUGCGAGAGAAGGACUAGGGCUACGUCGCGAUGGUGUGACAACCAUGGACAACAAGGGUCUUUCGACUGCGCGACACGCACAGUUUACGACAGCAAUCACGAUCACUGUUCCUGACCUUGAGAACCACGACGCUGAGAAUCCUGAUAAUACGGGGACGGAUGACUCAGAAGUCACAGUCUCUGCACGAGAGGGAGUAUGAUAUCCGUUACGUCUAAGGUUACAGGUUCAGAGGGCCUCACUGAUGUCCCGUCGCCUCGCUCGGGAACUGAAAUUCGGUUCUGAUAAUGCCAUGAUCGGUACAGGAAGCACCGCUUUGGUCCCUACCGAGAC